AUGCGCGCCUGUUCAAUUAUACGCCGGCGCAUUCAUUCCUCGGCUUUCAUUCCCGCACAGAGUGUCCCCAGUUCGCGACUCUCCCAUCAACUCGCGAGACCCUUCUCCACAUCUCGACCACACCAACCAAAGGAAACCUCUUCCUUUUGGAUCGCAUCUACUCUCCUUACUAUUGGAGGAGGCGCUUGGAUUUAUCAAUACUUAUAUCCCUCCGAUCUCCCGUGCCCGCAGCAACCCCGGCUACCUCCGAACGGCCAAGACCCUUUUCUCAGUGUCAUUGAUACCCUCCAAGCCAUGCCUGUCGAACCAGCCCCGGGCACUGUCGGGACCCUCACUCCAGAACAGGAGGUCAAGCUACGAGAAUUCUGGGUUCUAGCCCUCAAGGUCUUUGGGGUUCCGCUCGACGCCUUGGAAGCCGAGGUCAACACCCCUGGUGAAACCACUCCGUCUAGCUCAGACAAGAAGUCCUCCAAGCGGCGUGGGUGGGGACUGUUUGGCCGGAGCAACGAGGAUGAUGGUGACGACUCUAAGAGCGUGUCAUCUUCUAGUGGCGUCAACUCCAGCGUAGCGGCUAUUAACAUCACCGACGGCGAUGACAAAUACGGCCAGACCAAGGAGUUCCAACAAGCGCUGAAGGAUAUCAAACCCGAGGAGAUCCGCACGGCUUUCUGGAGCAUGGUGAAACAUGAUCAUCCAGAUGCGCUACUUCUACGGUUCCUGCGCGCUCGCAAGUGGGAUGUGCAGAAGGCCCUGGUGAUGUUGAUUUCCACCAUGCGCUGGCGUUUGCUGGAUGUGCAUGUUGACGACGAUAUCAUGGCCAACGGUGAGGCGCUGGCUCUGAAGCAGUCGAAGAGCUCUGACCCUGCAGAGAAGAAAAAGGGUGAGGAUUUCCUGUUUCAAUUGCGCAAGGGUAAGAGCUUCCUCCAUGGUGUAGACCGAUUCGGCCGUCCAAUUUGCGUCGUUCGUGUACGAUUGCAUAAAGCAGGCGACCAGGAUGCCGAAAGUCUAGAACGCUUUACUGUCUACACCAUUGAGACGGCUCGGUUACUGUUGGCUCCUCCGGUUGAGACUGCGACUAUCAUUUUUGAUAUGACGGACUUCUCCAUAGCCAACAUGGACUAUGCACCUGUGAAGUUCAUGAUCAAGUGCUUUGAAGCCAACUACCCCGAGUCCUUGGGUUCCGUUCUCAUUCAUAAGGCGCCGUGGCUCUUCUCCAGUAUCUGGAACAUUAUCAAGGGUUGGUUGGACCCCGUUGUCGCGGCCAAGAUUCAGUUCACAAAGAAUCGUCACGAUUUGGAAGCGGUUAUUCCUCCCGGUCAAAUCAUGAAAGAGCUGGAAGGUGACGAGAAUUGGGAAUACAAGUACCCCGAGGUCCAGGAGGGAGAGAACAGCCUGAUGGAGGACACUGAAACUCGCGACAAAUUGCUCGCUGAGCGCCAGGAGCUCGCCAAGGAGAUUCAGGGUAUUACGAUCGAAUGGAUCAGUGCCGCUUCCAAGAAGGAGGCUGGAGCUCUAUCCGCUGCCAAGGAGAAACGCGCGAGUCUGAUCGACAGACUACGGAAGCAGUACUGGGAACUUGACCCGUACAUCCGAAGUCGCUCCCUCUAUGACCGCCUCAACAUUGUCCAGGGCCAUGGAAAGAUUGAGUUCUAUCCGGAUGCCACGAAGGCGUAG
Messenger RNA from Penicillium odoratum, 1674 nucleotides. RefSeq names its product CRAL-TRIO domain-containing protein. The record is from RefSeq and is a predicted model, not a curated record. The transcript has 4 exons. Bases 1 to 1674 code for a protein of 557 amino acids. Lineage: Eukaryota; Fungi; Ascomycota; Eurotiomycetes; Eurotiales; Aspergillaceae.